CUCACUGAUGGCCACAGGCUGCAAACACCAGGACACCAACAGUUAGUAGCCUUGAAACACACACAUCUGGGACCCUUCAUCUACUCUAUGGCAUCCUUGGAGGAAGAGCUGACCUGCUCUGUGUGCCGAGACUUCUUCAGCCAAGCUCACCCCCUGCCCUGUGGUCACAGCUUCUGCUCACCCUGCAUCCGUGAGGCCUGGGGCAGCCAGCGUGAGGGCAAAAGUCGCUUUACAUGCCCCCAGUGUCAGGAGGAGCACGGCGAAGUGCUAUGUGACUGCUGUCCUCCCAAGACUGCAGAGGGACAGCCACCAUUGGCUGUCAAGACCUGCCUGAGAUGUGAAGUGUCGCUGUGUGCCGAACACCUCCAACCCCAUCUGGAGAGACCGGCGUUUAGCACCCACCUGUUGGUGGAUCCGCUGGGGGACCUCUCCCAGAGAAGGUGCCCGAUGCACACAGAGAUAUUGCGUUACUACUGUGCCGAUGAGAGGAUUUACGUGUGUGGUGACUGUCUGCUGGGGGGAGGCCAUGCUCAGCACAAAGUGAAGGCGCUGAGACAGGUGGAAGAGGAUCUGAAGUUCAUUCUCCAGACCCUGUUCAGAAAAGCUGAGGAGAAGCUGAAAGAUGGAGAGCGAAUCCUCAAAGAGCAUGAAAAUAUUGAUUCCACUAUCGCGGACUCUCUGAAGCAGGAUCACACCCAGGUGGAGCGGCUGGGGUCUGACCUGGAGGUCCAGGUGAAGAAGCUGGUGGUCGCUCUGAGGGAGAUAACCAAGAGGGAGAGACAGCAGGUUUUAGAGCGUAUGCAUGAAGACUGCUCCAAGGUGAGAGAGGACAUGAGCCAGACACUCAGCGUCCAGCACUACUUGGCCUCGCUGCUGGCAGAGACGGACCCCUUCCUGCUCAUCUGGGCCUUUCAAUCAGAUGACACAAAGUUACUAGCAGACCUGAACAGCCCGCUUUUCAUCCCUGACGCCGUCACUCUGGACAGGAAACACAUCUUGGAGGACAUAGAGAGCAAGUAUAGAGAGUUCAUCACCGCCACCCUCCGCUGCCUCAGCGAACUCAAGAGGGAGCUCUUAACCAGUCCCUUGACUCUGGACACUAACACGGCCCACCCUCUGUUGAGCAUCUCUGAUGACCUUCGCUCAGUGAUGCGGGUUAAAAGCCGCUUGCCCUGCGCUGCUCACCCCGAGCGUUUCGACCACUGGCCGCAGGUCCUUGCCACCCAGACCCUCUCCUCUGGGACCCACUACUGGGAGCUAGAGGCUGAGGGAUUCUGGGAUAUUGGCAUCUGCUAUAGAAGUAUUGGACGGAAGGGGAAAGAGGGCAAUGCCUUUGGUAACAACAAGGUAUCAUGGAGCUUGACACAGCAGCAUGACAGGAAGCUGGCUGCCUGGCACAACCGCAGGAAGACCCGUCUCACCAACCAAAUGACUGGCAACCGUGUUGCCGUUGCUCUGGACUACGGUGCAGGCACCAUCACCUUCUCCGAGGUGGGACCAUCUAGUAACCUGACCCACCUCCACACUUUCUCGACUGCGUUCACUCAGCCAGUGUGCUUGGGCUUUGGACUCUACAAAGCUGAGCUCAACAGCCGUAUCUCUAUUGUCAAAGUCUGAAAAUAACACUUAAAGGCAAUGGCCAGGUUCAACUUAGACAAAGGCAUGGCAAUUCAAAGUGGCAUUGAUUUAUUUUCACACAUCUGGAACCGCACAACCCUGGGAUGAAACCUUCACCAUGAGCCUCUCUGGUGUUUCGCUCCCCUCAGAUCUCAGGCUGAGCUCAACUUCUUCCUCAUUAAAGAGACAAAACCAUGUCUCCUAAAACUGUGACCAGGUGAUAUUCACAAGGAAAUUAUUUCCAGCAGGAAAAAGUGAGCAGAGAGGAUAUGAGUGGAUCCUAGCUGGACAGCAAAUAAGGAGGCUCCUUUGAAAAAGGACAGAAAGAGGUUUUGUACAACAUUGAAAGAUUCUUAUGUGCUUUUCAUUCCACUGAGAAAAGAAACGCAGUGAAACAGCACAAUAAAGUUAAAGAAGGUUGUAAAUGUUGGUACCUUUUUAUCAGAUGUUUUUUUAAA
Molecule: messenger RNA, 2075 nt
Organism: Micropterus dolomieu (smallmouth bass)
Lineage: Eukaryota; Metazoa; Chordata; Actinopteri; Centrarchiformes; Centrarchidae
Gene: trim110
Product: tripartite motif containing 110
Exons: 8
Coding region: 88-1617 (509 amino acids)
Molecular function (GO): zinc ion binding; protein binding
Source: RefSeq, a predicted model, not a curated record